Molecule: messenger RNA, 2169 nt
Organism: Melospiza georgiana
Lineage: Eukaryota; Metazoa; Chordata; Aves; Passeriformes; Passerellidae
Product: collagen alpha-1(I) chain-like
Exons: 5
Coding region: 1-2169 (722 amino acids)
Source: RefSeq, a predicted model, not a curated record
AUGGCCCCGCCGGGGUGCCUCCCCCGCUGCCGCCCUCGGGGGAGCGUCCACCGGCGGGGGCGCGCCCGCCGUCUGCCGCCACCACCGCGGCGUCCUUCUCGGGGCCCGGGGUUUCCCUCAGUAGCCCGGCGCUGCGCCCGAGAGGACCGCCGCGGCUCGGGCCGCCCCGCCGGCGCGGGGACGCGGCCCGGCCGCCGAGCGCGCCGCGCCCGCGCGCGCGCGCGGCCCGAAGCGCGGCCCGGAACGCCCGGAGGGCUCGGCCCUCGGCCGCGCGAGGGGCACCGCUCGGCCCGAGAGCGGGAGCUCCGCCGACGUGGCAAAGCCCCGCUCCCCGGUGCGGGAAGGGCCGGAGGAGCCGCCUCCUCCGAGCCCCGAAGGCGCCCCCGCCACCCGCUCCCUCGCCAUUUCCACAUCGGCCGCCGACGGGUGCCACGGCCGGACGGCCGGCCGUCGCUCGACGGGCGAAGCAGCGAGGGGAGGGACGGGCGCGCCUCCGGGAGGGGCCGUGCCGAGCACCCCUCCCUCCCGGCACCCGGGCGGCUUUCUCGCACGCUCCGAGGAGAGCCGGCCUCGGGAGAACUCGGGCCGCCGCCAGCGGGGCGCCCGCACGCGACACCCGGCGACCGGCGUUCGGCGGCGCCGGCCGCGGUGGGCGGGAGGCUCGGGGCCGGCCGCGGCCCCGCUCCCCGGCGGGGACGGACCGGCGGCAGACCGGCGCGAGGCGGGGGGAAGGAGGAGGAGGAGGAGGAGGAGGAGGAGGAAAGCCACCGCGACGGCGGCCCGGCACGCCGCGCUUCGAGGCCCGGCCGCGACGCGCGGUGUAGCGCGGGGUCAGCCCCGCCCGCGCGCACGGUGACGGGCGCGCGCGGCGCGCCUGGCCGCGCCGAGCGGCCCCCCCCCCCCGCUCGCUCUUCUCUCUCCCCCGAAAUCCCCCCCCCGCCCGGAGGGUUCCGCGCGCCUCUGUCACUCUCUCUGGGGCUGCGGCGCGCGGCCUCGACGGGAAGGGCGUGUGGCCUCCCCGGUGCCGACCGAGGCCGGCGGGCCGGGGGGCCGAGCGUUCGAACGGAGCGGGCGUGCGAGCGACGCCGCGCGCGCGGCCGGCCGGACGGCCCGGCAACGCGGCAGGCGCCGAGCCCCACCGACUUGGGUUUCCCGGGAGCUGCCCGGCGGGUCAUGGGAAUAACGCCGCCGGAUCGCCAGUCGGCAUCGUUUAUGGAUCAACCAGGUAGCCGCCACCCACGGCGGCGCCGCGGCGCGGCGCGCGAGCGCCCCGACGCGCCCGGCCCGCCGGCGCGCGCCCCGCCAACCCUGACCGCCCCGGCUCUUUCACCGCUCCGACCCGCGGGAGCGGCAUCGCGGACGCGACGGUGGCGGCAUGGCGGCGACGGGCGCCGGCGGCGGCAGCCGGCCGCCUCGCGGCCCGGCGGCGCCUGGGGCGGGGAACGGCGCCACGCACGAGGGACGCCCCUCGCGCCACGGCCGACCCCGGCGGCCGGCCCUUCCCGCGACGCCGCGGGCAAGGAGCCGGGACCGCUGCGCAGCUUCUCUUUCGCCACUCGGAUGCGAGCAGCGCGAGAGAAGCCCCGGAAGGAGAGCCGGCCGGCCGAGGGCCCUCUCCGACGCCACCCGAAAAGCCUCAUCGAUCGGGCGCGCAGCCGAGGAAGGAGCCGCGCCAACAGCGACAAGGGCCCCACGGCCACGGUCCUGGGACAACGGCGACGGCCGCCCAAGCCCCACCUGCGCGCCAACAGCGACAAGGGCCCCACGGCCACGGUCCUGGGACAACGGCGACGGCCGCCCAAGCCCCGCCUGCGGAGCGCUCGCGCCGGGCCCGCGUGGCAACCCAGCCCGCCCGGCAUAAGCGGCUCGGUCCGUGCGGCCACGACCGAGGUGGGCGAGGCGCCGCCGCCUCGCCCGGGACAAGUCCGGGGGGCUCCCUCCGUCGGGUGCCGGGUCCGUCAACUCCAAAAAACUCUGCCCGCCAACGCGGGUCCACGGCUUAAGGCCGAGGAAGGGGGAUGGUUUCAACAACGCGGGCCGGGGACGGGGCGCCCCGACCCCGGGCUCCGCAGCUUUACCGGGCGGGCCGACCGCCGCCGAGGCGGGCCGACCGCCGCCGAGGCGGACCGACAGCCCAAAAAAGUGCCCGCCGAGUGGGCCCCGGCUUAA